Molecule: messenger RNA, 829 nt
Organism: Amphimedon queenslandica
Lineage: Eukaryota; Metazoa; Porifera; Demospongiae; Haplosclerida; Niphatidae
Product: charged multivesicular body protein 6-A-like
Exons: 8
Coding region: 46-699 (217 amino acids)
Biological process (GO): late endosome to vacuole transport via multivesicular body sorting pathway; vesicle budding from membrane
Cellular component (GO): multivesicular body; ESCRT III complex
Source: RefSeq, a predicted model, not a curated record
GCCCUUAUUUUAUUAGCCACGCCUAUAAAGAAAAAGGUCUGAAAAAUGGGAGCAUUCUUUGCCAGAUUAAGAGGAGGAGGAGGUGGUUCUGAGCCUCCAGCUGGGCCCAGUCGUGUUAGUGAACAAGACAGAGCUAUCUUGCAACUUAAAAGGCAAAGAGAUGAAUUGAACAAGUAUCAAAAGAGGAUAAACACUCAAAUAGAGAGAGAGAAAGGAGUAGCAAAGAAACUAAUACAAGAUGGAAAGAAAGAUCGUGCCAAACUAUUAUUGAAGAAGAAACGUUAUUUGGAAGGACUUUUAGACAAGACCGACACUCAGAUUGAUAACCUGAUGCAGAUGGUUGAAACCCUGGAAUACACUCAAAUUGAAAUGAAAGUCGUUGAAGGAUUGAAACAAGGGAAUGAGUGCCUACAGGAAAUGCACAAGAUCAUGUCACUGGAAGAUGUUGAAAAGAUUAUGGACGAGACACAAGACGCUAUAGCGUACCAACAGGAAAUUGACGAAUUGUUGGGUCAGAAUCUCACGGGAGAAGAUGAGGAAGCCAUUGCGGCUGAACUGGAGAAUAUUUUGACGGCCGACAUUCCUGAAGUACCUGUCACUGCUGAAAUACCAGAAGUACCAACACAUGAACCAGGAGCACUCGAAGAAGAAGAGACGGAGAAAGAAAAGAAGAAGGAACAAGCGCUUGAAGUUGCUUAGGAAUUGAGCAGGAGCUGCCAUUAUUUAUAGCAGUUAUUAAUAAUUUAUUAACUCUAUAGCAGUAUUACCAUAAUGUGUGUGCUUGAUUACAUGUUUAUCUGAAUUGCUUUAUCAUCACUAUACAACAAUA